AUGUUUAAGUCGCUGUUAUUAGUUUGUGCUUUAUUCACUACUACGAAUGCCUUUGGCUAUGGCAUUCCCCCUCUUCUCGGCGGGUUAGGCUUUUAUCCAACUCUGGAAAAUUUAUUCCGGCCUCCUAACUUGUUCGGCUCUGGAUACAGAAGGUUCGGAUAUGCCCGACCUUCUUAUCCAUCUCCUGGUUAUCAAUCGGGUUACGCAGCUCCAGAGCCUUCAUAUAAUAUGCCAGAAAGCUCAUAUUCUGCUCCAGAGCCAAUGCCAUCAUAUAAUGCUCCACAACCAUCUUAUAACAUUCCAAGCUCGUCUUAUAGCCGACCUGAACCUGUUCCAUAUGUACCUGAACCAUACUCAAAGCCCGAGUAUCCUGAACCAAGCUACUCUCGACCAAGUUCAUAUUCAAGGCCUGAUUAUAUCCAACCUCAACCAGGAUAUGCUGGUCCAAGUUAUGGAAAACCAGAAUACCAAAACCCUGGCUACUCCAACCCUUCUUACUCUGGACCUAUGCCACCAAACCAGCCAGCUCCUCAAAUCCCUCCUUACAACAGCCCAGUAUCUAACAUUCCAUCACAAGAUAAUGUUCAAAUAUCUUAUAACGAGGAUCAGAGUCCCACUGUCUUCUCUUCUCCACCACCUCCACCAGCAGACCCAAAGUACGAUGACGCUGCUGCUCCAGCUCCUGCUCCAGCCAGCGCUCCAGUCUCAGAAACUCAAAUGCCUAGUUUCAACUAUGAUGAUAUUUCUCAGAAAGAAGUGAACCCAUCGAUCUCAACGCCUUAUGAACAAAACGCCAAGCAAGUUAAAGCUUGA
Auanema sp. JU1783 is the source of this 813-nucleotide messenger RNA. The record is from the annotation of a GenBank genome assembly. Lineage: Eukaryota; Metazoa; Nematoda; Chromadorea; Rhabditida; Rhabditidae.